Polyodon spathula (Mississippi paddlefish) is the source of this 3184-nucleotide messenger RNA. RefSeq lists its product as uncharacterized. The coding region runs from base 99 to 2336 and encodes 745 amino acids. The transcript is spliced from 10 exons. Lineage: Eukaryota; Metazoa; Chordata; Actinopteri; Acipenseriformes; Polyodontidae. The record is from RefSeq and is a predicted model, not a curated record. Gene Ontology annotation, molecular function: signaling receptor binding; endopeptidase activity.
GAAGAAUAGGAGGCAGCUUGUGAACAGCUGUAUUUUAAGCUGGUGCUAUCCAAACAGCACUGUGCUGAGUUAGAUUCUUGGGAACAUUAAAGAACAAAAUGAAGUGGAAACAAGAUUAUGUCAUUUUCCUGGUCCUGAUGCUUCUUGCCAAGGAAUUUUCUUGUGAAGACUGUCAGUACGGGUCAGGAAUAGGAUAUCGUGGAAGCACAACUGUUACAAAACGGAAUAUAACCUGUCAGAACUGGGAUAGUGACCACCCCCAUGUACCGCAAUACUCUUCUCUCUCAGACCCAGAUAAGGGGCUACAGAGAAACUACUGCAGAAAUCCAAAUAAUGAUAAUGCUGGCCCGUGGUGCUAUACAUCCAGUCCUGCAGUACGAUGGGAAUACUGUAAUAUUCCAAUGUGUGGGUGUGAAGAAUGGGAGAUGCAGAAUAACAGCAUGUGCAUAUGUAAAGAAAUUACAAACUGUGGCACAGCUGGACCUAUUGUAUGUGAUGAUGAAGGCAACCAGUAUCUGAACCACUGUGCCUUUUCUGCCUCAAUAUGUCAUGGCCUCAUUCCUCUUAACAGAACUCAAGGAUCAUGUGGAAAUUGCACUCAUCUGAAGCUAACUCGUGGAGAAGGGGCUGAGGGAGAACAUCCCAAGUAUGGCUUAAUUUCUUUUGAACCAACUGGAGCAACACAUGACGGCAGAACUGUAUACAGAGCGUUAUUAAAAUACAGAACAGAGUUUGUAAUGCAGUAUGAUGUCAAGAUGCAGAGGUGGAUUAUAGGUAAAAGAUCUGAAGAUGGACAGAUUCAUCUGGCUGCCUUCUCUCUAACGAAUGCUACCUGGCCCCAAGACAGCAUAGCUGGCUGGUGGAUAGUAAAUCAUGAUGAUAAUGGAAAUGAGAUUUGGAAAGAAGAUAUCUUUCUACAACUGCAGUGUUUUAUUGAAAAUGCAAACACACCGGGGCCUAGAUUCAUUUGGUUUCUAAUUGCAGCAAUUGUUGUUUCUCUUAUCACCACAACAACAUCUGCUGUGAUUCACACAGUCCAGCAGCAAAAAGGAUGUCUUUGGUAUCCGUCUGUUUGCACCCUUACAACAGAGGUAAGGGAUUUAAGCCGUCUGGCUGAAAGAAAGAAGGAUACAAUUCUGAAAGGAUUUGGGAACCCAAUUGAAAUUAAAAUUGAAAGUAUAGACAUUUUUUCUAAAAAUGGGGAAAUCAGAAGUAGAUUAUACAGGAUAUCUUUGUUGAUGAAAGAGUUUUCUACGGACCGAGAGUUUUUUGACAAUUUAAAAUCAAAUGAAUUCUCAUUUGAUGAUGACCUUCAGAAGGCAGAGGCUGUUAUAUCAUCUUUUGAAUUACAAAUGGAAGGAGAACUGAAAAGUGCAUUAAUUGGUUUUAGUGUACAAGGUGUAUUUUCCAUAGCAGAAAUUACAGUAAUUUCAGCUACAAUAUCAACUGCAACUGCUGUAUUAUCCAUUGUUGGAGGAGUUAUAUCAGUUGCCAUGUUUAUAUAUGAUAUAGUCCACAGUGUACAGAGGGAAAGGCAGGUACGAGAUGAUCUUAUUGAUGCCAAGCAAAAGAUUCUGACUCAUAUAUCAAGGCUAAAUGAAGCGGAAAAACAAAUACAAACAUAUUGUGAACUGACCUGCAAGACAGACAUCUUAUACUUGGGGACAAUUCUUGAGCUGUUAGCUAAUUAUCUUAAAAAUGACCAAAAAUAUGAUGAUAUUCAAAAGUGGAAUAACAAAUUCAAUUCUAUUUUUUUCAGAUAUAACAAAUGCGAUCCAUCCCAAGUUAAUCUAAAACAUUUAAAAGAGAUGACUUAUAUCCAGCAAAACUUAAUUGAGUUUCUUGAUAAAAGAAUAACAGAACUGGGUCAUGCAAUUGAAACUGUUCACAGAUUCCAUAUUUUAAAAGAACAGAUAUUGGAAAAUGUAAAAAAGGAAUAUUCUGUGACAAGAAUAGUUAUUAUACACCCUGAGUUAAAGACUCAGAAAGAUGCUUUAGUUCUUUUAGCCCUGUUACUGCCAGAACAAAAGUGUUAUUGGGGUUAUGACUUGGAAAGUGUACGUAAAAAGGACUUCACAAAUCCCUUGCUUGAUAUACCAGUUUCUAAGAAACUUAUACAAGAGAUAACCACAUAUAUGGAAUUUGAAUUCCCCCUAAACAAGAUAAAGGAUACAUUGUGUUUGAAAUUCAAUCAUUGCAUAUCUGAUGGUGCUGAGCUGCUAUUAACAGCAUUAGCAAGACCUGAACUGCAUUCCUACAAUGAUCACCAUCUCCCAAACUUUCCAUGUCGAAAUUCACUACCAGCUUCUGUUGUGGUGUAUAAUCUUGUCAAAUAAAGCAAUGUAAAUAUAUUAAACGCACACAUGUAACUUGAAAGAAAAGAUACAUAAUUUAUACUGCAAGCGCAUUUAAAAAAAGAAGGGCUUCUGCAUUUAUGAAAUUAUAUCCAAAAUGUAUUGUGUUCAUUAUAGUGUAUAAGUAAUAUAGCAAGAUGUUAUACAUUAGACUUUGCUUCUGAUUUCCACCUGAAGAAUUAAAAAAUCUACCUAACCUUAAGCAGUAAGUAAAAGCAACCAGAAUGCUCCCGAGUUGCGUAUCCAGCUAAGGCACUUCACUGAAAUGCAGGAUGGGCCCUGUAGCAUGGAGAUCGCUGGUUUGAAUCCAGGCUAUGCCAUAGCAAAAUAUGGCUGGGAGUUUUCAGGAAGCAGUGCAAAAUUGGCUAAGAGCCACUCGGGUGAUGAGGGUUUAAGUCAGGUGGGUGAUCCUUGUCUCAGCGUGCAUCGACGACUCCUGUGUUGGCCUGGCACCUGUGAGUUGGCUGUGUUGUAGCAGGAUCUGUGUUUCCUCGUGACAGGUCUGGUUGGCUUGUAGAGUGAAAGAAAGCAGGCGGCCUGACAGCACACGUUCUUGAGGGCGCGUGCGCUUGUCUUCGCCUCUCCGGAAUCUCUGCAGGGUUACAGCAGUCAGACAAGGGCUUAGAAACAAUUGGCCAUUCUAAAUUGGGGAGGAAACGGGGGUAAAAUUCCAAAUGAAAAAACAAAUGGAAUAAGAUGGGAAAGAUAUAGUAAGUCUUGCAUAUACAGUUUAUAUAGUGCUCCAAGUGGGCACUAGGCUUGUGUUUCCGUUUGUUGUAAGACCAUUCUUGUAAUUAAUAAAAACCAAGGUCAAGUCCUGUUUACCUGCA